GCGAGCUACUGCUACUGCUAGAUGGCUCCACCGUGGGCUCUCAUCCUUCCUGCGGUCCUGCCGAGACGGAGACCGGCCGGUCGGGGCGCGGGAACACCUCGCUUUCCGGCCGUGAUCCGACCACUCACCCUCCCCGGCCACUUAACCCAUUUAUAAACCAAGCGAGCAGCCACUAGCUGGCUUCAAACCGCAUCAACGGCACGCGCAACCGCCCCGGGAACCAAGCGCGAACAAAGCUCCACGGAUUCGCGGCCGCAGCAGCUAGCUCGCGGCGGAGGGAGAAGGAUUUGGAUUUCUGUCAACGGAGGAGCUGUAAGUUCUGCUCCGUGCAGGGUUCGAUUUCGAUCCUGUCCAUGGCCGCCGCCGGCGCGGGCGGUGGUCUCGGGGCGACGGCCGGCGCCGCCGCGGCGGCGGGGACGGCGACGGAGACGGCCAUCGAGGACCUCCCCGCGGACGUCCUGGCGCUCGUGCUCCGCCGCCUCGACGGCGCGUCGCUGGCCGCCGUCGGGUGCGCGUGCUCCGGUUUCCGCGCCCUCGCCGCCGACCCGGCCACCUGGCGCGCGCUCUGCCUCGCCAUGUGGCCGUCCAUCCGCGACGUCCCGUCGUUGCGCGGCGGCGGGCACCGGGCGCUCUUCGCCGACGCCUUCCCGUUCCCGGCCGCGUCCGUCCCCCCGGGAGCGCCGCCGCCGCGGGCCCUGCCGGCGCGCCUCGUCUCGGCCGUGGACCUCCACCACGGCGGCGCCUGCAUCCUGUCCCGCGUCGUGGAGACGGACGCCGCCUCGGGCUGGUUCCUCGGCUCCCCGUUCCGCGUCGACGCGCUCGUGCAGGAGGGCUUCUCGGCGCCGACGCCCGUCGCGCCCGCCGACCUGGCGCUCAGCUGGAUCCUCGUCGACCCGGCCACCGGCCGCGCCCUGAACGCGUCCAGCCGCUGCCCCGUCUCCGUCGACCGCAAGUGGCUCACGGGGGACGCCGUGGCGCGGUUCGCCGUCGCGCUCGGCGGCGGCGUGGCCCUGGAGGCCGCCGUCGUCUGCGACGAGCGCUACGGCCACGUCCGGGAGGUGAGCCUGUGCGCGGAGGACGGCGACGGCGGCUCGGUCAGCGGCCGGGACGCGCUGGCAGCGGUCGCCGCGGCCAUGGCGGGCGCCCGGCGGGGCCACCGCGGCGCGGAGGGCGAGGCGAGGCUGCGGUACGAGGAGUUCGUCAGGGGGAAGCGGGCGCGCAAUGAGUGGAAGGCCAGGCGGGAGGGCAUGCUCGACCUCUGCUGCUCUGGCGUCGGCGCGGCGGCGUUCCUCGGCUUCCUCGUCAUGCUCACGCUCCGGUGACACGUCCGCCGCGCCCGGGGGAGCCGCCUCAUGGCGUUGACUUGUACAGGGGAUGUAAAUACGACUGUGCUGUUGGUAUUUUUAUUUUUUUAACGAAAUUGUGCUGUAGGUUAUACGGUCGGUUGUCAACAGUGAAAUGUACAGCUGAAAGUUGCCAUCAGAUAGUGGUAUCCUUUUGCCGCUAUUAAUUUUGCAGAAAGCAAAGUUUAAGAAAAGGAAACUUGGUAGUACAUUAUAUUUCUCAGAAAGAAAAGUUUGCUUUCUGAGGUGAUUUGGGUUGCAAACUAA
Panicum virgatum (switchgrass) is the source of this 1610-nucleotide messenger RNA. Its product is annotated as probable F-box protein At2g36090. The coding region runs from base 354 to 1322 and encodes 322 amino acids. The record is from RefSeq and is a predicted model, not a curated record. Gene Ontology annotation, molecular function: protein binding. NCBI's taxonomy places the organism in Eukaryota, Viridiplantae, Streptophyta, Magnoliopsida, Poales, Poaceae. The transcript has a single exon.